AGAACUCAAAAGAGGAACAGUUUCGUCUUGUUUACCACUGUCAGCCAUUUCAAGUUUUCUGCAGCCAAAAACCUCUCAAAUUUUCCUUUAACAAAUCUCAACAAUUUCCCAUUUCCAGAGUUCUCCAGCUACGAAAUUCAUCUUUCCAACUACAUGAACCCUAAUUCAACUCUCUCUCUCUCACACACACACACAGUGCUUCUGCACAUACGGAAAUGAUCGAUGGUUAUGAUCAUGAUGCAUCAGCAUCACCAUCACCAUCACCAUCAGUCCACUGCACCCUCACCACACCCAAUCAAUCCCACUCCUCCACCCACUCUUAGAUCCCCCAACACUGCUACUACUCAAUUUCCUUCACCUUCACCACUUUCUUUAGGUCGGGACCAUGUAAUUGGGCCGCCUGGGGUAGAACUUGGGCUGCCGCCUUUGGCCCGUGUUAAGCUCUCCGAUAUUGCACCUUACGAUGGAGCUCCGGUUGGGCCUUAUUUGCGGGCCGUGGAGGCCCUCUCAGGAUCGCUUAUGCGGCAUAACGCGGCCGUGAUUGAGCUCGGCAGUGAAGGCACGGCGGUCCUACGGUGUGGGCUGGAGUCAGUCAGGUAUUUUUUUAAGACGAGGGCGGUAGCUCAGAAUGGUGGGGCCGGCACUGGUAGCAAGAGUGGUCGUGGGGUUUAUAUAUACAGGGCAGGAAGGCCUUUAGAAGACAUGGACUCUUCUCCCCCAUGCAUGACUGAAGUUUUCCGUUGCAUGGGAAGGGCAGCUCGUGCUUCUUUAAGUGCAAUCGCAAGGCACCUUCGUUUGCGAAGCGAUGUUUUCGAUCACUUGCUUGAUGAUAAUCCGUUGCCCAUUAAUGAGGCCUCUUCGUCCGUUCUUGUUGCAACCUUCUCCAGUACCACCUCUCAAAAUGGGAAGGGAGCUAUUGGUGGAGGGAAGCAAGUCACAAAUGGUGAAGUAGAGAAGGGGCUGUUGACACUAAUUUCAUCUGAUGCUUCUGGUCUUCAGGUUUGUGAUCCAAAUGGUCGUUGGUAUCUAGCAGAUAGUGGCUUGAGUCCUGGGGAUUUACUAUUGCUUACUGGUAAGGCUCUCAGCCAUGCUACCGCCGGCCUUCGUCCUGCAGCUUUAUACAGGGGUGCAGCUGAUAACUAUGUGGGCACUGCUUGUGGUGGAAGGACAUCACUGGCGUUUAGGCUUAUACCUCAGAGCAAUGCGAUACUGGAUUGUUCUCCGAUUGCAGCUGCUGGUCAUGUUAUUCCUCAGAGCUACGUGCCAAUUUCUGUAAGCCAGUUUAUGGAUGACCUUUCUGCCGAGGAAGACAUGCUUAGCAAUACUGAUAAUGCUUAUCAGGUCACUCGAGACAAUCUAAAUAAGGAACCAUCACUCAGAAGUGUUCUUUCGGAUCCUUUAUCUGGCGCAUUCCUUGAAGAUGCUAUGUUUGUUUCAUGUGGACAUUCGUUUGGUGGUCUAAUGCUGAAAAGGGUUAUUGAUAUGGCAAGAUGUACCCUCUGCAAUGCGGAAAUUGAGCGUGGUUCCUUAAUUCCCAACCUUGUACUAAGAGCUGCGGCUGCGGCGGUGAAGCAUGAGGAUGAUCGAAGACUCUUCCACAAUGCAGCUCUUAGAAAGCGCCGAAAAGAAGUGGGAGACAACAGGGAAAAUGGAGAGGUUCCUUCUGAAAAUGGACCCCAUAAAGGUGUUCAGUAUCCAUACUCGGUGAAUGAGAAAGUUGUUAUAAGGGGAAAUAGGAGGACACCAGAUAAAUUUGUUGGAAAGGAAGCUGUAAUCACGUCACAGUGUCUUAAUGGCUGGUAUUUGCUUAAGAUUAUUGACAGUGGAGAAAAUGUCCGGUUGCAGUACCGGUCUCUGCGUAAGAUCGGUCCUUCCCAGGAAGCAGAUGAGAGAUGCCAGUCACAGACAGUUCAGAAUAGUAGCUGAUAGAUUAUCACGACCAAUUUCCAUGUGGAUUAUACUGUAGAAGCGAGCCCCUCUGUACUCUGCUCAAGUUUAAAGAUGUAACAUUUUUUUUCCUGUAACCUAAUUACCGGUACAUGUUUGUGCUGAGAGAGAGAGAGAGAGAGAGAGAGAGAGAGAGAGAGAGAGAGAGAGGUUCAUAGUUUGACAAAAUCCUUAAUUGUUGCUGGUAUAAGAUUGUAAAAGAAACACCCCACCCUAGAAAGAGAUCAUCUUGAGGAUAACAAGGUGGCUCCGAUACCCUGUAGUGCAGUGCUGCUUAUUUUCCACAUGUAUAGCCAAAUAUUCAUUUUUGUUAAAUCUCUCUGUAUGAUAGGGCUAUACAGGGGACGCCCUGUCAUAUUUUUCAGUGCUCCUCUAUGUUUCAUUCA
Messenger RNA from Nicotiana tabacum (common tobacco), 2333 nucleotides. RefSeq lists its product as uncharacterized. The record is from RefSeq and is a predicted model, not a curated record. NCBI's taxonomy places the organism in Eukaryota, Viridiplantae, Streptophyta, Magnoliopsida, Solanales, Solanaceae.